Messenger RNA from Drosophila hydei, 947 nucleotides. It is a transcript of the gene Max, whose product is annotated as protein max. Gene Ontology annotation, biological process: positive regulation of transcription by RNA polymerase II. The coding region runs from base 209 to 688 and encodes 159 amino acids. Gene Ontology annotation, cellular component: RNA polymerase II transcription regulator complex. NCBI's taxonomy places the organism in Eukaryota, Metazoa, Arthropoda, Insecta, Diptera, Drosophilidae. The record is from RefSeq and is a predicted model, not a curated record. Gene Ontology annotation, molecular function: DNA-binding transcription factor activity; protein dimerization activity. The transcript is spliced from 5 exons.
UUGAAUAAUGGCAUUUGGUAUUUUGGUAUUUUCGGCUUGCUGCCACACUGAUUGUUAUCCAAAACGUGCGCUGGCAAACAAAAUAAAUAACACGCAUACACAGAGACAGACGCUAGGAUAAAAUAUCAACAAAGUGCUGCAACGCCCACAGAGCGCUAAAAAUUUUAACUACUUUUCUUGAAAUCAUAACAAGAGAACAACUCCAAUCAUGAGUAUGAGCGACGACGACAGAGAUAUUGACAUCGAGAGUGACGACGACGGAGACUCUGAUAACGGUCUUGGCUCCUCGAGACACACAAGCACUGCUAAUUUUACGCCGGCCGAAAAACGAGCACACCACAACGCUUUGGAGCGCCGCCGAAGAGAUCACAUAAAAGAGAGUUUUACUAACCUGCGCGAAGCAGUGCCCACGCUAAAGGGUGAAAAGGCGAGCCGUGCGCAGAUACUCAAAAAGACCACAGAAUGCAUUCAAACGCUGCGACGCAAAAUAAGUGAAAAUCAAAAGGACAUCGAAGACAUUAAGAAGCAGAACAGCAUACUGGAUGAACAAAUACGGCGCCUGGAGGGCAACACAUCAAAUGGCAGCGAUUUUUUGAGCGGCGAUGAGCUAAGCAGCGAUGUGGAGGAUGCUUUGGAGCAGUCGGAAUUCAGUCGACGCAGUAAAAAGAUGAAAACCUUUCAUGCAUAGCCCAUAAAAACGUCUGCUGUACUUUGUAAGGUUUACGCUAGCAUCGUAAACGAAUCAAUCAAAACAAAAUUCUAAUGCCUGGACAUUAACAGCAACAGUAUACCCUAUAAGUUCAACAUUUAUGCCCAUCUAUACCUUAAUGUGUGCGAGCGAGUGUGUAUGCGAGUGAGUGUGUGUGUAUGUUGUUUUGUACUCUCAUACUAAUAAAACAUUUGUAAGUAUCUAAAGAUUUAGAUAAGUAAUACAAACGAAAAACGAA